UCCACUAUUCUGCAAGCCUCCCCUGAAUGAGUCAUCCAGCCGGCUCCUGAUUGGAUAAGACCAUUCCAUCCCAAGGGAUUGCCUUGCAGAGGCAGAAAGGCCUUGCUUCCAUUCACAGAAACACUGGUAUGCCAACCUGCUAUUUCAUUCACAUAAUAGAAAAAAAAUCACUUUUUGUUGUUCUUGUUUUUUCUUGGUCCUCUUCUCUUCCAUCCUUUGCCUUUUUGCCUGUUCUUCUGAUUUCUGAGAGCUUGCCUCAUCACCCCUGCCUUUAUGUUUGCCUUUGUUUCUGAGGAGAAACGGCAGACGUGCUGUCUUUUUUUCCCUCCCUCAUUGCCUUGCAGGAACAGGAGAUAUUGGGAAGGACUGCAGUGCGAAAUCUGCAGCAGAGUGAAAGCGGAAGCUGCUUAUGAAUGAGAGUCGGUCUUUGAGCGCAGCUAGAUGCUUCUGAGGACAUUUUUUCUGAACGUGUGCUUUUCUGCCAUCGAGGGGAGAAAUGAAUGCUGCAUCGCUGCUGGUUUUUAAGGAGAUUUUCAUUGGUUUUGUUUUAACUCGUUGACUUUUCUGCUUGAAAAACGUGUGUCCUUAUUUUGUUUGUUAUUUGUUGACUUAUACCAUCCAUUCAUUCAUUCAUACAGUUCCACCAGGAUCAGUUCUGUUUUUAUCUCUUUGUAUCCUAGAUGUUAAAUAAUGAAUUUUGUCUUUUUUUUCCAAAAAAGCUAACAGAAGUUGUGCAUGACACAUUUGUUAGAUCAUCUCAUCGAUUAUUAUUUUUUGUCAGAAAUGUAUUUUUGAAUUGAUGUCUGAUUACAAAAAUGUUUUGCAGGAAUGACAAGUGCACUGAGUAGUUGUAGAUUUUGGAUAAAACGAACCCAGUCGUGAUCUUUGCUCAUGUUGUGUUGCUUUUAUAGAAUAACAUGGGCAAUAUUACCCUGUUACUUCCAGUCAAGUCACAGUUUUGCACCAUAUUUCUUUUUCAUUAUUCAACAACAUCUUUAAUCACAUAUAUUUUGGAUUUAGUAGGCCGUGAUUGUGUGAACGUCAGUUAAAUCAGAUCAGUUUAUUUUUUAUUUAGUUUUUAAUGAUCAGUUUUCUUUUGUCUUAUCAUUUUUAUCAUGGUCUUAAUGACACAAACUUGGGUUAAUUUUAGGUCAUAACUGGUUUUCUGAGUUGGAACAUCAAAUAUUCUGUAAUUCUCCAUUUCCUUUUCUCAGAAAUAAAUGUUGGGCGAGAGUUAUGGAGGAUAAACACGAGACGAGGGAAUUUAAAAAUUGAUUGGUUCUGGUGUGCUGUAAGUGGGAGUUUUUUCUCCUCUCCCUCCAACAGGAAGUGAUUUGCAGUGUUCAGCAAGCCUUUUGUUGAGAAGGUUUUCUCAGAUCAGUGAGUCAUGCUUUAGCUCGGAGCCAGCAGGCAGGCAAGCAACAGUCAGCAGAGAGUAUUUGCUUUUUCCUCGCAGUGUCCGUGAUCAUCGCUGAUCUUUUCACUGUUUUAGACCUUUUGGGGGAGGAUUUUGAGGCGAGAUUUUAGAAGGGGUAGAAGCAGCAGCAGCAUCUCCUCUGGAAAAGCAGCUCUCCAACUCUGGCAGUGUUUUAUAAUCCUCUUCCUGUCAUUCACGGAUUGUCUGUGUUUUUCUAUCUGACGGACUGGAUUUCUGCUCUGGAUUUUAUUGAUAGCAGAUUGGACUUUGGGGAAAGCAGCAGCAGCUCAGCACAUCCAGCACUGUCACCCCCAGUAGAAAAAAAAUUCCAGUCAGGUGGCCUGUGAUUGCUGAAAGGCGUUUGCUGCCUGUAUCGUUGUUGCUAUGUUAGAGGAGAGGGUAAUCAGCGCGGCUCAGCCACGUCUGCCAGCACGCCUGUGAAGGAGGCAGGCUGAGUGUGUUGGUUGGUGGAGAGAGCAGAGAGAGCAAGAGAGAGAAGGGUAUGCUUCACCGUACCAAGUACAACCGCUUCAGGAAUGAGUCCGUAACAUCCGUCGAUGAGCUUCUCCACGGCCUGUCCAUGAACCCCAAGGUCUCGGCCUCCGCUCAGUCUGCAGCCGAGACAUCCUACACACCCCCGGCCGAGGUUCAACCAUCCUCCACCCCUGCUCCAUCCAGCACCAUCACCAGCCACGGCUCUGACCACCUGGAAGAUGGAAGCACCACCCUCUGCACCCUCAUCAACAAAGUCUCUAGCCUGAAAUUCAGCAACUCAGGCAGCUUGCUCAGCAUCAAGGGUCUGCCCUCGGUCGUCAAGGACCUGGCUGUGUCCAAGCUGCAGGGGGGUGGGGGAUCAGGCUCAGGCCUCUCCAGUGGGACGAGCCCCAGUGUGGCGGCAGCGGCGGCAUCAUCAGCAGCCUCUGGUGUGGGAGGCUCUCUGUGCAGCUCGGUCUCCCAUACAGCCCCCUGCACGCAACUGGAGCCGGCUGUCAGCAUGCGCAAGAAGAGCAGGCUGGAGGAUCAGCAGCCUAGUAGAGAGGACUGGGGUCCAGGUGGAGGUGGUGGACUGGUGAGCAAACCCCCCAGAGGAUGGCUGCACUCAAACGAGAAGAUUUCUGGUCCAGGAGUCACAUACAUUGUGAAGUAUCUGGGCUGCAUCGAAGUCCUGCGGUCUAUGAGAUCCCUGGAUUUCACCACUAGGUCACAAAUAACACGGGAAGCCAUCAGCUUGUUGAGUGAAGCUGUUCCUGGAACCAAAGGAGCACCGAGGAAGAGGAAGCCACCGUCUAAAGCUCUGUCCAGCAUUUUGGGCAAGAGCAACCUCCAGUUUGCCGGCAUGUCCAUCAACCUUAAUAUCUCCACCUGUAGUCUCAACUUGAUGACUCGUGACUGCAAACAGAUCAUAGCCAACCAUCACAUGCAGUCCAUCUCCUUUGCAUCAGGUGGAGACCCUGACACGACGGAUUAUGUUGCCUAUGUAGCAAAGGACCCCGUCAACAGAAGAGCUUGUCACAUCCUUGAGUGCCCUGAUGGAUUGGCUCAGGAUGUCAUCGGCACCAUCGGCCAGGCGUUCGACCUUCGGUUCCAGCAGUACCUGCAGUGUCCCUCCAGCAAACUGCCCUCCACGGUGUUAAACAUGGAGGAGUUGCCUUGGACAGAAGAGGAGGAGGAGUCAGCAGAACACCCUUACUACAACAACAUCCCUGGCAAAAUGCCACCUCACGGAGGCUUUGUUGACAGCCGGCUGACCAAUCAGAACGCAGCAUCAGAUGGAUGCCAGAUGGGUCCAGGCUCAGUGGAUCAGACGUAUUACCAGGGCCGACAUUGUGAAAACUGGGCAGAUGAAAGGAAGCCCAUCUUCUUGCAGCAAGGAUCGUUUGAUAUCAGCAGCCUGCCAGACAGUAAAGGUCAGACGCCUAAAAUAGGAGACAUGCCCACGUAUGUGAACACCCAGCAGAUUGAUGCCCAGGUGCUCACAGCUCUCCAGGCAGAAGUCGAGAAUGUCACAAGGAGCGUGGCAGCUGCAGCCAAAGAGAGCCCGCAGAAGGACCUGUUUGACAUGAAGCCGUUUGAGGAAGCCAUUCAAUCCCAGUCCCAGAGUUUGUCCCAGGGACAACCCCAGAGCCAUGUGUCCAGUCUGAACAAAGCAGCGUCGGUGGACAACUCCAGCCCUCUACUUGUAAGAUCGUUGGCCUUCCGUGCACAGGAAGAGUUGGAAGGCCAGACAUGGUACCAUGGAAAAAUGAGCCGCCGAGAUGCAGAAAAACUGCUUAAAAAUGAUGGAGACUUUCUUGUCCGCACAAGUACCACCAAUCCGGGGUCCUACGUUCUGACAGGCAUGCACAAUGGACUUGCAAAACAUCUGCUGCUCGUGGACCCUGAGGGAACGGUACGGACAAAAGAUCAUAUAUUUGAUAGCAUCAGUCAACUCAUUGGCCAUCACCGUGACAACAAUCUGCCAAUCGUGUCAGCUGGGAGUGAACUGUGUCUCCUUCAGCCCGUUGAACGGAAACUGUGAUGCUUGCAAUGCCUGCUGGGAAACAGAAAGCUCUAAACAGUCUCCUAACCUUGAACUUGAAGACAGAAGGCGAUGAGAGGAAGACGAACUCUUCAAAACCAUCCUGCUUUGCCAGAGUCGCUGGAAAAACAUAAGAUUUGUUUAAGACUAAAGAAAAUAUUUAUAGAAUUGUUAUUUUGUUGUGAUGACUGAAAUGCUAUAUUUUUCAGAAGAAACGGCUGCAUUUGGACAUGAUAUCUUCAUUUGGUGUUUUAAGAGUACAAAGGAGGAAUUGUUCUUGUAGUUUAGAUGAAGUCAAAUCAAGCCUCAAAGAGGCGUUGAGAGUAUUUUAGAAUAAGAUUCUAAAAGUUUAGUUUUGUCAGUCAAGCACAAACAGUAUUUCUACAGGUUGGUGAUCACAGGAAAGCUGUUUUUAAUAAGUUGUGUAAGAACAACACCUUUAAGUGUGACACCUGAAUAGUCUCUACACGGAGGUUAGAACAGAACUUGUUUUUGCUUUGAGCCGAACACGGACGCCGCUCUCAGAGCCGUCGGGCUUUAACGAUCAACUUUUUUUACGAAGUGUUUCCUCGUGUCACUGCAGCUGCAUGACAUGAAGCCAACAGUUCUCGCGGCCAUGUUUGUACACCCCUUGAUUAGGAGGAGGUGCUCGUGUUUACGCUGACACUGUAAAAAAUUGUUCUGCUUAUCAUCCAGUGAUGAUUUUCACUUGGUUUCUUUUUAGGUGUUUUAGUUGGUGAUUUGUUUUUGGUGCUUGACUAUUCCAGCUUGUAGUUUUUUUGUUUUUUUAUUAACACGUUUAUUGUUUUAGCACACUUUUAACAAUUGGAUUUUUUAUUUGACUGAUGCCAAAAUUAAUAGCACAAUCAAACUCUGUCAGACACAAUUAGAAGGUGGUGUUCACGAUUUAUUUUUCAAUAUGACAACUUUUUAGCAACUAGAUGUCACUAUAGCGCUUAUUUAGCCCAACUCAGCUGUCUUAGUUUAACACAAAACAGGUUUUCAGCCAUUUCAACUUAAUGGUUUAUUUACAUGUGGCUGUCAUGUGUACACAAUGGUUCAGACAGACAACUUUUUCUGUUGGAAAAUUAAAUCCAGAUUUGGCCACACUUUUCGUUCGUAAAGGACUCAAAUGGAUACCAAAUGAAAGGGGCCAUUGUGUUUGAAAUGCACUUGCCCACUUCAGUUGAACCAAAAUCAGUUCAGUGAGUUUGACAAGACAGAUGCAAUGUAAUACAACGUGCCUGUGUUUUGCUGCAAGAUGGUGUGUACAUAUUUGCAUCUCACUACGAGACGUUUAGCCAGUUUAAAAGACAAAAGAAGCAUUGAGGAUUUUCUCAAACUCAACUUUUACUUCUGCGGUGACAUCAUCUGUUCAAAUCAGGGAUAAUAUGAAGGCAUAAUAGGCAAUUUGUGGAAUAAAUGGAAAGUUGUGCAGAUUUUAUUUUGAACAAAGCAUAAAGAGAAGAAACAACUCCAUACUUGAACCUCACUCACUGCUAACAGAACAAUUAGCUUUGAAGAGAAAUGAAAUGACCAAACACACUGAUAAGGACAUGACGUUUCUCCAGAUUUCUGUUUUUGAAUAUGUGCCUUUUCUUUGUACAAACAGUGUUUUUUUUCUCUCCCUUCCACGUGCAAUAGCUGAUCUUCGAUGGGGCAUGCCUGUUCACUUGAGGUUGUGUUUUCGCCCUGCUGCGUGUUGCUGCUUGAGGCUACUGUCCUCCCUCUAAAUCUUGGUCUCUUUUCCGUUCCUCGCUCCCUCGUCAUGGAUAUGUAUUAUAAGUGUAUCAUUUCCAGGAUUAUAAAUACAAAAUUGUUUUCAUCAAAAGGGGAGUCACACAAGCUCACUAUUUUGGGACAGGUAAACAGAAAAAUAGGAAAUUAAAAUGAGUCCAAAUGAUGUUUACAAAUGUUUAAUCUUUUAGUUGUAUGGGUUUGUCAUUAUUCUGUAUGACUGUUGGCAAUAAAAUAGUGAAUGUGUAGAA
Molecule: messenger RNA, 5923 nt
Organism: Nothobranchius furzeri (turquoise killifish)
Lineage: Eukaryota; Metazoa; Chordata; Actinopteri; Cyprinodontiformes; Nothobranchiidae
Gene: shc3
Product: SHC (Src homology 2 domain containing) transforming protein 3
Biological process (GO): intracellular signal transduction; cell surface receptor protein tyrosine kinase signaling pathway
Cellular component (GO): plasma membrane
Molecular function (GO): receptor tyrosine kinase binding
Source: RefSeq, a predicted model, not a curated record